This is a messenger RNA of Oncorhynchus keta (chum salmon), 2904 nucleotides long. Its product is annotated as zinc finger protein 568-like. The coding region runs from base 233 to 1741 and encodes 502 amino acids. The transcript has 2 exons. Lineage: Eukaryota; Metazoa; Chordata; Actinopteri; Salmoniformes; Salmonidae. Gene Ontology annotation, biological process: regulation of transcription by RNA polymerase II. The record is from RefSeq and is a predicted model, not a curated record. Gene Ontology annotation, molecular function: RNA polymerase II cis-regulatory region sequence-specific DNA binding; DNA-binding transcription factor activity, RNA polymerase II-specific.
GGAACGCUUCUUCAACAACUGCAGCCACCUCGGUAGCUCGCUAGCCAACGAAGUCGGAACAUUCAAGUUCUUUAGACAAUUUCGUGCUUUAUUUGCCACUGAUUUAAACAUACAUAUGUGGAAACAACUAGCUACCCAGUAUAAUUUAAUAUUUACGUUGUAACUCAACUAGCUGGCCGGUUAGGUUAGCGCUAGUGUAGUCGCUAAUGCUAACUGGCUAACAUCCCCGAACAUGAGUUCACUAAGCUACUCUCCUCAUUCUAAAGAAGAGGAGGUCUGCUGGACGGAGAAAGAAGCUCUCGUGAAAGAAGAAGAGGAAGAGAAGGAAGUUACAAUACAAAAACAAGUAGAGGGUGAGACUGUUACCGUGAAAGAAGAAGAUCAAGACGUUACAGUCAAAGACGCCUUCAGGGUGAAAGAGGAGGAGGAUGUUACUGUGAAAGAAAAGGAGGAAGAUGCAGUUUUGGGAGUGGAGGAUGAAGUGAAAGAAGAUGAAGACAUUUUUGGAAUGAAGGCUGAAGAGGGGGAGAUCACUGUCACAUUAGAGGAGGACGAAGAAGAGAGGACUGGAGAACUGAUUAACACCAGUAAAUACAGAGAGAGACGGGACUAUCAUGGAUCCUCUGGGGAGCUUCAACAACAUCAUGAUGCUGACGAGGCAGAGAAGAGUCUCUCCAGAUCAGAACUUCUCAAGAAACACCAGCAGAGAGGAAAGAAACCUCACUGCUGCUCUGACUGUGGGAAACAUUGCAAAUCUUCAUCAGAACUUAAAAAACACCGGAGAACACACACAGGAGAGAAGCCUUAUAGCUGUGAUCAAUGUGGGAAGAGUUUUACUAAUUCAAGUAAUCUGAAAACACACCAGAGAACACACACAAGAGAGCAGCCUUACAGCUGUGAUCAGUGUGGCAAGAGUUUUACUCAGUUAUGCAACCUGGUAUCACACCAGAGAACACACACAGGAGAGAAACCUUAUAGCUGUGAUCAGUGUGGCAAGGGUUUUACUCGGUCAACCAACCUGGUAUCACACCAGAGAACACACACAGGAGAGCAGCCUUAUAGCUGUGAUCAGUGUGGCAAGGGUUUUAUUAAUUCAAGAAACCUGGUAACACACCAGAGAACACACACAGGAGAGAAGCCAUAUAGCUGUGAGCAAUGUGGGAAAAGCUUUUCUCGGAUAGGAUACCUUAAAGGACACCAGAGAACACACACAGGACAGAAGCCUUAUAGCUGUAAUCAGUGUGGCAAGAGUUUUACUCAGUCAAGCAAGCUGCUAUCACACCAGAGAACACACACAGGAGGGCAGUCAUAUAGCUGUGAGCAAUGUGGGAAAAGCUUUUCUCGGAUAGGACACCUUAAAGGACACCAGAGAACACACACAGGAGAGAAACCUUAUAGCUGUAAUCAAUGUGGGAAGAGUUUUACUCAUUCAAGUAAUCUGAAAACACACCAGAGAACACACACAGGAGAGAAGCCUUACAGCUGUGAUCAGUGUGGCAAGAGUUUUACUCAGUCAAGCAACCUGGUAUCACACCAGAGAACACACACAGAAGAGCAGUCAUUUAGCUGUGAGCAAUGUGGGAAAAACUUUUCUCAGAGAGAAAGCCUUAAAGAGCACCAGAGAAUACACACAGGAGAGAAGGCUUAUAGCUGUGAUCAAUGUGGCAAGAGAUACUCUCAUUCAAGUGGUCUGAUUAAACAUCAGAAAAUACAUGCAGGAGAUCCACAGAGUGUAGAAUGAUCUCCAACACCAGACCUGGGAAUGAUCUCCAACACCAGACCUGGGUAGUAGAACACUGUGGAAUGACCAACACCAGACCUAUAUACAUCAAAUCACAUUUUAUUUGUCACAUACAGUUGUUUAACAGAUGUUAUUGCGGGUGUAGCGAAAUGCUUGUGUUUCUAGCUCCAACAGUCCAGUAAUAUCUAACAAGUAAUAUCUAACAAUUCACACAAUGUAAAGGAAUGGAAUUAAGAAUAUAUAAAUAUUUGGGUGAGCAAUGUCAGAGCGGCAUUAGUCUAAGAUACAGUAGAAUAGGAUAUAAUCUAGUCUGUUCAUUAAAUACAUUUACAUGAUGUGUUGUUACACCAUGUAGGAGCAGGAUAGACCUAGUCUGUUCAUUAUAUACAUCUACAUUGUAUAUUGUUAUGCCAUGUAGCAGCAGUAUGGAGGUACAGUGGGGGACAAUUGUUGACACCCUUGAUAAAGAUAAGAUAAACGACUCUAUAAAAUAAAGAGUUCAAAUACUAAGCUAUAUUGUAUGCAAAAAAAAACAAGGGAAAUUAUAUUAUUUUAUACUAGUACAAUUGCUCAGAGAAAGAGAUUUAGUUUAACAUGUAAUUCUCAAAAGGAAGGGGUCUGAAUUAUUGCCACCCAUGUUUUCAAUUCUCCAGCACCUUCCCCUUGUGGGGAUAACGACAUUCAAAUGUUUUAUGAGAUUGGAGAACACAUUGGGUGUGAUCUUAGACCAUUCCUCCAAACAUAAUCUCUCCAGGUCCUUGAUUUAUUUAGUAUGCGCUUGUGGACUGUCCUGUUCAAUUCAAACCACAGGUUUUCAAUGGAGCAGAAGUCCGAAGACUGAGAUGCCCAUAGAAAAAUGUUGAUUUUGUGCCCAAUUAACUAGUUUUUCAUGGAUGUUGAUGUGUCUUGCUGGAAGAUCCACUUAUGGCCAACUUUCAUUCUGCUAGCAGAGAGGUAACCAGGUUUUGGGCUAAAAUAUCCUGGUAGUGGGUAAAGUUAAUUUAUUUUAUACAGUAAUUUUUGCUCAUCUUUAUCAAGGGUAUCAAUAAUCAUGUACUUAUUUUGAUAUCUAGUUAUUUGAGUCAGAAAUACAGAUGUGGAGUAGAUGUGGAGUUGGUUUUAAAUUCUCAUUAAAAAUCUGAACUAAUAAAACAACACUUGUU